AUGCAGCAUGACGUGUUCAACCCCAGAAGCGAGAACAGAAUGUCCCACUGGGGUCUUAAAAUUGACUUUGAUGUAUCUAAAAUACUGGAUGAAAUCCUACAUUUUGAAGAUGAAUUACAGACAGAUUCAUGGAAAAAGUCAAACCGAAGUAUAACAGGAAUGAUUGAAAACUGUUUUAAUCAAUGCUUGGAAGCUCGCCCUGAUGACCCUGAUGGUUGUAGUGCUGUCUUUACUAAUCCAGGAAGAGAUCAGCAAACAUUUGAGCUUCAGCUCUAUAGAACUAAUAGUAUGUGUGAUGGACUCUCUGUGGUGUUCGCUGUAAAAUGUAAAAAUGAAAAAUACUAUCUGUGCUGUGCAAAAGACAUGAAGCUUUAUUUCAAGAAAGGAGACUGUCCCAACAGUAUUGCAGGAAACUAUAGCGAUAUCAUCUUUUUUCAAAAGCGUUUCAGCGAAGGUGACACCAACAGCUUCAAAUUCCAGUCAUCUUUACAACCGGACUAUUACUUAGCAUUCAGCGACGAAGGUGGAAAACACAUAUUAUUCCUCAAGAAAUCUUGUGAUGAGUUGGAUGAAACAAAAAGAUUUUUUAUAAAGUAAUAAUAUUUUUGCAAAAGCAGAUAGUAUGGUAUAUAUGGGAAACCAAAGGAGUGUAUGGCUUUUAGGCAUAACAUUCAUUUGUAAAAUUAUGAGGACUACGUCAUAUUUUAUACUGGACAUCUAUGAGUGAAGUUAUCAAUAACCUGCACCAUGAUAUUAAACAGGCGAGUAUAUGUUAAUGUAUAUGGCACAUGCAACCCUUCAAAUACCAAAUGGCAAACCAUAGAAGAGUACAGUAUGCCACUGUUCUGUUGUAUAAAACUCUCAGCCCCAGACCUUGAAUUAUCACACUAACAUAAGAACAUUGUAUGCCGAUUCCGUAUGGGCUUUCCCUGAAUACACUGUAUAAUAAAAUAUUUGGGCUGAAAUAGUAUACUGCUAUUAAAAACAAUCAUAAAACUACCUAAGGAACAAAUAUUAUCACUAUACUGUUGCCAAACAAAGCCUAGUAUACCAAGACCAA
Hyla sarda is the source of this 1060-nucleotide messenger RNA. RefSeq names its product interleukin-18-like. NCBI's taxonomy places the organism in Eukaryota, Metazoa, Chordata, Amphibia, Anura, Hylidae. The record is from RefSeq and is a predicted model, not a curated record. Bases 1 to 597 code for a protein of 198 amino acids. Gene Ontology annotation, molecular function: cytokine activity. Gene Ontology annotation, biological process: immune response; inflammatory response. The transcript has 5 exons.